Messenger RNA from Aegilops tauschii subsp. strangulata, 3900 nucleotides. RefSeq lists its product as uncharacterized. NCBI's taxonomy places the organism in Eukaryota, Viridiplantae, Streptophyta, Magnoliopsida, Poales, Poaceae. The record is from RefSeq and is a predicted model, not a curated record.
AGUGCCGCCGCCGACUGCCCGGGCGAGGGUGGUUAAAUCCGGCGGGGUGGUCCGUCUCGGCGCCAUCUUCACGACGCCGUCGGCCUCUCGCCUCGCAGUCGUGCGCCCUUGCUGCGCCGACGAGGCAGCCUCCGCCCGCCAUUGCCGCGCCGACGAGGCAGCCUCUGCCCGCCAUUGCCGUGCCCACGAGGCAGCCGCCGCCCACCAUUGCCUCACAGACGAGCCAGUCACUGCCCGCAGUUGCUGCACCGGAAACUCCCUCGUUCUUUCCCAACAUCAACCUCAGCCAGGAGCGAACGAUGGAUAGACGUUGGAUUCAUGGUACAUUGUUUUCCCGUGAGAACAUUGAAGGUGUCAAAGAAUUUAUGAACUUCAUUCAAGAGAUAUUCAGCGAGGAUGAUAAAAUACUCUGCCCAUGUAGAGAAUGCCUUAAUCAUAAGUACCAGCAUCAGACCGUUGUGAACACGCACAUAUUGAUGUAUGGCAUGGAAAGUACAUAUACUCGUUGGAUAUAUCAUGGAGAAGACUUUGAUGUAGAUGUUAUUGAACAUCCUAUUGAUGUGCAUGACACCGAGGAUGGUGACAACGGCGCUGACCGAUUUGAAGAGAUGUUUGAAGACCUACGCACAGCAGUAGAACAAGCUCAGAGUGAAACUCAAAAUCAAGAUGCUAACAAUGGUGGAAACCCUUCUGAGAAUGAGUCUUUUUUGAAGGAUGUGAUGAAGGAGGCAAAAUGGCAGCUUUAUCAUGGUUGUACCAAGUUUUCAAGGUUCUCCUUAGUGGUAAAGCUUCUUCACUUGAAGUGAUACCUUAGGAUCCCGAAUAGUGCAUUUACUGAAAUUUUGAAGCUAUUAGCUGAAGCAUUCCAUGAACCCAAUACGCUCCCAAAAUCGUAUAAGGAAGCAAAGAACCUUCUAAAGGAAUUAGGCCUUGGGUAUGAGUCUAUACAUGUGUGCUUCAAUAAUUGCAUUCUGUUCAGAAAGCAAUAUGCCAAUCAUGACAAUUGCCCAGUUUGUGGCCUAUCAAGGUGGAAAGACCCUGCUAGAAAGAAGAUUCCACAGAAAGUGUUGAGGCAUUUUCCAUUAGUGCCUAGGCUAAAGAGGAUGUUUCUUUCCAAAAAAGGCGCAGAAGAAGCACAAUGGCAUGAGCUAAAGAGGCAGCCCAAUGAGAAGGAACUGAGUCAUCCAAAAGACGGUGAUGCGUGGAAAGAUUUCGAUGAAAAUUUUCUAGAAUUUGCAGAAGAUGACAGAAACUCUAGGCUUGGCAUUGCCACUGAUGGGUUCAAUCCUUUUGGAAAUUUUAACACAACCUAUAGUAUGUGGCUUGUAUUUGUUAUACCAUACAACCUUCCACCUUGGGCAUGCAUGGAUCAGUCAAAUUUUAUGAUGGCUCUGCUGAUUCCAGGUCCCAAAUCACCUGGCAAGCACUUUGAUGUCUUUCUACAACCACUUAUAGAAGAAUUACUUGAGCUCUGGGAGGGUGUGCGUACAUAUGAUGCUCUUAGUGGAAAAAUGUUUGAUCUUCAUGCUGCAGUUCUAUGGUGCAUUCACGAUUAACCAGCUCUGAGCACUCUUUCAGGGCGUACCACAAGAGGCUAUUUUGCAUGUAUUCAUUGUGACAAACACCCUCUUUCUUACAACCUAAGGAGUAAAAUUGGGUAUAUUGGUCACUAUCGUUUCCUUCCAAGGGGUCAUCGUUUGCGGAGAAACAAUGAAUUUGUUGGUCUUCAUGAAAGCAAUGAUGAGCCGGGUAAAUUCUCUGAGAAAGAGUUGCAAGCAGAAUUGGAGAAGGUUAGACCUGGGAGACAACAAGAAAGUAGGAAAAGGAAGCGUUCUGACUUGGGCAGCAAGAAGGAUCAUGUGCCAAUUUGGGGUCGGAGGGUUUGUUUGUGGGAUUUGAAGUAUUGGGCAAAGGUGAAGCCGAGACACAAUCUUGAUGUCAUGCAUAUUGAGAAAAACAUUUGUGAAAACCUCAUUGGGACAAUUCUGAAUCUGGAGGGUAAGACAAAGGACACACUUAAUGCUAGGAUUGAUCUCAAAGAUUUGAAUAUUAAAGAGGAGUUGCAAUUGAGGAAGGAGGGAGACUCAUAUGUGAUGCCUCGGGCCCGAUAUACCUUGUCCAAAGAACAAGUUGUUGCAUUUUGUCAAUUUUUACGAGAGUUAAAGUUUCCAGAUGGGUUUGCUUCCAACAUCUCAAGAUGCACAAGUGCUGAUGGAACCAAGGUACAAGGCCUGAAAACACAUGAUUGUCACAUUCUUCUGCAGAGAAUCUUACCUGCCGGCAUGAGAGGAUUUUUGGACAGUGAUAUAUAUGAAGCAAUAGCUGAGUUAGGCAAUGUUUUCAGAGAACUGUGCAGCAAAACUCUUAAUAGGGAUGUCUUGGCCGAAAUGAAGAAGGAAAUCCCUGUAAUUUUGUGCAAGCUUGAGAAAAUUUUCCCGCCUGCAUUCUUUGAUGUGAUGGUGCACCUUGCCGUACAUUUACCUGAAGAGGCAUUGCUUCGAGGUCCCGUACAAUAUGGGUGGAUGUACCCAGUUGAAAGAAGGCUAUAUACUUUAAAGGGCUAUGUGAGGAAUAGGGCGCGACCAGAAGGUUCGAUUGCUGAGGCAUAUAUUGCAGAUGAAUGCCUGACAUUUUGCUCCAGGUCCACAAUCCUAUGAGGAGCCAAGGGAAAGGGGCCCCAAUUUGGGAAAAGGUCUGGAAAGGAUCACUCAACGCCGGCGGGGCAAACUGCCGCUUGUCAUUCCAGAAGGGAAGUUAAGUCCGGAGGCACCUCUUCUUGCUGCAAAGUUCGCAACUGAAUGCAACAUCACAGUUAGACACCAUAUGCCCGUGUUUAAGCGCUAAAAGGAUUACAAGGACCCAGAUGGACAUGUUCGAGAUGGGAUCUUCAGGAACUUUGUAGGAAAAGUUGGUAACAAGUUUCAGAUGGACGUUGAUGCUGUGCCAGUUAGGAAGGCUUGUACUGAAAUGCUGAAACGUGCCACUCGCCAACAACGAUACAGGCUCAAGAAAGAGUAUUUUGACCCUCACCCACUCCAUUUUGUGACAAGAACAUCUCCUGUCCCCUCGAUGACCGAUGAGCAGUGGAAUGAGCUAGUGGAAAGCUGGAAGGAUCCCAAAAAGAUGGGGAUAUGUGAAACUAACAAAAAUAAUCGAGCUCAAGUUAAGUUUCACCAAACCACUGGCUCGAGCAGCUACCCUGUGCACUGUGAUAAUCUGGGAGACAAAUACAAAGAUAAAGAACCCAUUGCAUUGGAUUUGUUCAAGGAGUGCCACUACAGCAAGAAAAAGAAAAGCUACACCGAUGUUGUCCAAGGUGCAAUUACCGAGAUGGAAAACAAGGCCUCUCAGCCUAUAGAAGAUGGAAAAGAAUCAAACUCUACGAGCAAGGCUAUAGCUGAAGUGCUUGCUAACCACACUAAGAAGCCAAGGUUUCUUCAGCAUGUGGGGAUCCAGCAUGUCCAUGCGAGAUCUAGCGAUAGCAACUCUCAAGCAGAAUUGGCAAAGAGGGGCAAUGUCGAGCUUCGGGCACUUGUUGACACCUUGACCAAGCAGUUGAAGGAGUCCGAAGAAGCAAGGAUCAGGCAAGACGAGGAGCACAGGAAGAGAGAUGAGGAGAACAGGAAGAAGCAAGCUGAGAUGGAUGCAAAACUAGACUUUUUGCUAAGUCAGUUGCAAGCAAGAUCAACUCAAGGGUAAGUUGUUUGUCCAAGAUCAGCCGUCGUCUCUACUUGAUACAUGGAAGCUAUGUGAAUGUGAUAUACUACUAGAACCUACCUUCUUAUUUUGUAAUGAUUUUGUUGUGCAAUCUGCACACUAUUGGAUGCAAACUGGUUGCAUUUUGCUACUCCAUUGUUCGCGGAUUUGGAGAUGCAAGGUCAAUGUUACUGUGAUUUGUGA